Molecule: messenger RNA, 783 nt
Organism: Soboliphyme baturini
Lineage: Eukaryota; Metazoa; Nematoda; Enoplea; Dioctophymatida; Soboliphymatidae
Source: the annotation of a GenBank genome assembly
AUGGUGAAGAUGCUCUGCUUUGCGGGCAGCUGUCUCUAUAAAUAUUUCACCCACGAGCUGACCAGAAUUACUUUAGAGCCAGGGAACAGAAUGUCCAGUGAAAACGUCGUUGAGAAGAGCAAUGAUACGUCUGCCACCUCGCCUGUUUCACAGGAGGUUCCAAUGCCAGCUACGGUUCAGUCGGCUGUUGCCGUCGAUGGAGAUCAGAUCGAUCAAAAUGUAGUUCUACAACGCUUAAUUUCGAUUCGUGAUCAGAAGCGGAAACUGCUCGAUGCCAUGAAUCUUCUGAAAAACGGCGAUGAAAAAGCCAAGCGUCAGCAGUACUGUGAAACGGUAGACCAAGCUGAAUCGGAUGAAAAGAAAGAAGGGAUUGAAGCUCCUCAAAAGGAAAUCUCAGGUGUUGGUGAGGUUGCGACACCAAAAUCCAAACCUAAACCUGCCCAACAGAUUCCUGCUACUGUGCCUCCACAGACUCUAACGAAACCGAGUGUUCCUGUUGCCAAGGAUGCAGAUUCUGAAAAAGAUACGACUGUCACACCAAACGUAACGCCAGUGGAAGACGGAUCUGAAAAUGGCGAAGCGCUGCCCGGUGCUGAGGAGAUGCUCAACAAAGAGUACGAAGCGUUGGUUAAUCGGAGACAGGAGCUGGAACGACUGAGGGACCAGUUAGCGUUCAUGAAGCAGAUGUGCGCGGACACUGGGCAUGCGGGUAUUGCGUUGAUUUUGGCUCUUCCAGCUUUGAUUGUCAGACGUCUUUCGACCCGGGCGCUCGAUUUGGCUUAG